AUGGCGGAGAAGCGGCCACUGGGGACUCUGGGGCCUGUGAUGUAUGGCAAGCUGCCCCGCCUAGAGGCAGACUCUGGGCCCGGGCACAGCCUGCCUCCCUCUGCUGGUAACCAGGACCCCUGCAGCUACAAAGGUGCCUACUUCUCCUGCCCCAUGGGGGGUCCUCCGAAGACAGGGUCUGAGCGGUUGGCAUCCUGGACCCCAUACCCACCUUUGUACCCCACCAGCAUGGCAGGACCCCCACUUCGGGCAGACAACCUUCUGACCAGCUGCCUGCUCUACCGCCCACCCACAGAAAGCUCCGAGAAAGUACAGGACUCUGGCCCCGUUGAGCUCCUACCCUUCAGUCCCCAGGCUCACUCCUACCCAGGCCCACCACUGGCGGCACCCAAACCUGUCUACCGCAACCCUCUGUGUUAUGGGCUCUCAACGUGCCUGGGGGAAGGGGCAGCAAAGAGGCCUCUGGAUGUUGAUUGGACGCUGGUGACUGGAUCCCUGUUACCCACCGCCGACCCAUCUUGUUCUCUGCCCCCAGCUCCUGGCAAGAGCCAGUCCCUGGAUGGUACCUUCUUGCGUGGGGUGCCAGCUGGGACACCUGGCAAAGACUCCUCGGUGAGCUUCUCCCCGUGCCAGGCAUUCUUAGAGAAGUAUCGGGCCAUCCACAGCACGGGCUUCCUGGCCUCCAAGUAUGCAGGUCCUUACUCUGGGGAGCCUAAGCAGGCAUUGUCCGAGGGACCCCCCAGUCCUUGGACGCAGCUGGCCCAACCUCUGGGACCAGCCUGCCAGGAUGCAGUGCCCACCCACUACCCGCUGCCCCAUCCCGCACAGGCCCUCCCUUGCCCUCCAGCCUGUCGCCACCCAGAGAAGCAGGGCAGCUAUGGCUCAAUGCUUCCACCGCAGCCUCUGGGAGCCCACAAGGGGGCCGGGUACCCAGCUGGUGGGCUAAGCAGCCCCUACCUGAGGCAGCAGGCAGCUCAGACACCUUAUAUGCCCCCAGUGGGGUUGGAUACUUAUUCCUACCCCUCUGCCCCCCUCCCAGCACCCUCGCCAGGCCUCAAGCUGGAGCCACCUCUUGCCCCACGCUGCCCAGUGGACUUUGCCCCCCAGACGCUGGGCUUUCCUUAUGCCCGGGAUGACCUCUCUCUCUAUGGAGCAUCCCCAGGGCUCGGAGGGACGCCACCUUCCCAGAACAGUGUGCAGGCUGUGCCACAGCCCGGUGCCUUCCAGCGGGCAUGCCAGCCUCUGCCUGCCAGCCAGCCAUGCUUAGAGCCUGCAAGGCCUGCAGAGAAGCCAGUGCAGGAAGCUGAGGAGAAGAUGUGGCUGCCCAGCUGCAGGAGAGAGCAGCUCCAGCCCCACCUCGAUGAGCACCCUGGGGCACCCAUCAUCAUUGGAGAUAGCCCAGUUCCACGCACCCCACCGGCACUCCUGCCCUGUGCCCAGGAGCGCCAGUCUCUUCCACAGAACGAGGGCACACUGCCACCCAGCUCCCCACCCAUGCCCAUUAUCGACAACGUCUUCAGCCUGGCCCCCUACCGUGACUACCUGGACGUGCAGGCACCUGAGGCCACGGCUGAGCCAGACCCGGCCCCAGCCCCCAGUGAGAGCCAUGACAAAGACUGCAGGGGAUCUCUGCCUGGCCGGGAAGCCCCCUCGAGUGUGCACGCCUCACUUAAGGAGGAGGUGGCACUGGACUUGAGUGUGAAGAAGACCACAGCAGAGGCCCCGCCUACCAAGGUCCCUCAUCCCGCAGGGCAUGCCAAGGCCUCCGCAGCUGUGUGUGUGCCAGGCGUGGGAAACACAGUCUCCGACAUGCCAGGUGUGGGGGACACAGUCUCAGAUCGGCAAGCCCUGAAAAAGGUAGUCACAGAGGCACCAGACCUGCCUGGGGUGCCAGUGACCACAGAGGCGACCCCAAGGACCAACUUCCACAGCUCUGUGGCCUUCAUGUUCCGAAAAUUCAAGAUCCUCCGGCCAGCACCCUUGCCUGCAACUGUGGUUCCAGCCGUGGUCCCAGCUGUGCCCACCUCAGCCCCUGCUCAGCCUGCACCCACCCCCACACCUGUGCCCGCUGGACUACAGAUUCUCACCCAGCCCUUGCCCGUGGCCUGCUUCAACCUGGCGCUGCCCAGCCCUCCAGCUGUAGCCAUGACCUCCCCCGCCUCGGCCCCUGCUCCGGCUCCAUCGCCUGCACCGGCACCGGCUCCGGCUCCGGCUCCAGCUCCGGCUCCAGUUGUAGGCCCCGCUCCAGCGUCUACUCCCGCCACAGCAGACUCCCCAGAGCAACAUUUUGCAGGACUGCAUGCCUCCCUGUGUGACGCCAUCUCGGGCUCAGUGGCCCACUCCCCACCGGAAAAGCUGCGCGAGUGGCUUGAGACGUCUGGGCCUUGGGGCCGGGCGGCGUGGCAGGACUGCCAGGGUGUGCAGGGGCUGCUGAGCAAGCUGCUGUCCCAGCUGCAGAGCUUCGUGUGCACGCAGCAGUGCCCCUUCCCCCACGUGGUGCGGGCCGGGGCCAUCUUCGUGCCCAUCCACCUGGUGAAGGAGCGGCUCUUCCCGCGGCUGCCACCCGCUUCCGUGGACCACGUGCUGCAGGAGCAUCGCGUGGAGCUGCGGCCCACCACGCUGUCGGAGGAGCGGGCCCUGCGGGAGCGCGCCUUGCACGGCUGCACGUCGCGCAUGCUGAAGCUGCUGGCACUGCGCCAGCUGCCCGACAUCUACCCUGACCUGCUGGGCCUUCAGUGGCGAGACUGUGUACGCCGCCAGCUGGGUGACUUUGACACUGAGGCUGGAUCUGUGCCCUCCUCAGAGCCCACCGUGGCCAGAGAGGAGCCAGAGAGCCUAGACCUGGCUUGGAAGUUGUCUGCCCCCAAAGCCAAAAAGCCGGGGAGGAAGGCACCAACCCCUGGCCUGGAGAAAGCAGAGGCAACUGCUGGAGGAGGGUCCCGAGGUGCCUCACCCACCCCUGCUGCUGGUGCCAGCUUGCCCGGCCCCGCGAUGAGGGCACGCUUCCGCAGCCUGCUCGAAUCCGCCUGGCUCAAUGGCCUGGCUCUGCCCACUUGGGGCCACAAGGCCUCAGGACCCGACCGGACCGCGCCCCGCCCGCAGCUGUUGGGCAGCCAGAGUCAUCAGCUGUAG
Molecule: messenger RNA, 3132 nt
Organism: Lipotes vexillifer (Yangtze River dolphin)
Lineage: Eukaryota; Metazoa; Chordata; Mammalia; Artiodactyla; Lipotidae
Gene: PRMT2IP
Product: chromosome unknown C15orf39 homolog
Exons: 2
Coding region: 1-3132 (1043 amino acids)
Source: RefSeq, a predicted model, not a curated record